This is a messenger RNA of Bombina bombina (fire-bellied toad), 5415 nucleotides long. It is a transcript of the gene TMEM60, whose product is annotated as transmembrane protein 60. Bases 3428 to 3832 code for a protein of 134 amino acids. Lineage: Eukaryota; Metazoa; Chordata; Amphibia; Anura; Bombinatoridae. The record is from RefSeq and is a predicted model, not a curated record. The transcript has 3 exons.
UUGACAUCACAGGCAUUGUUAUUGGUUGAAUUUUUGACUGGCAUUUACACCACCCAAUUGUAGAUAGACGCAGUCCGGAAGUUAGACAUUCCGAAAAAAUCGAUGGCCUCUUACAGUCUGGCGAGUACAUUUUCUUAACAUUCAUGUGGAUAAACUGAGUUGGUGUCAAUAUGUUUGCUCUAGUGGAUGCUGGAGUACUAGAGACUAUGUCCGUCAUCUUGAGUUUAUUCAAACACCAGUACAUAGAGAGAACCAUGACAAAUUAACAUUAUUAUUUUAAAGGGAUAUGAAACCUAAAAUGUUAUCGUUUGUGAUACAGACAGAGCACACAAUUUCAAACAAAUUUCCAGUUUACUUCUAUUAGCACAUUUUGCUUUGUUCCCAUGGUAUUCUUUGUUGAAGAGAUACAUAGGUAGGUGUUUGUAGCAGUGCAUGCCAGGAAAUAGUGCUUCCAUUUAGUUCUUUUAUAAAUGAAUAACAUUCUUGCUAAAACUGCUGCCAUAUAGUGCUCUAGACGUGCAUGCUCCUGAGCUUACGUCCCUGCUUUCAACAAAAGAUACCAAAGGAACAAAGGCAAGUAAUAGAUAAUAGAAGUUUAUAGUUUUUUUUUGUGUGUGUGUCUUGUCUACUGAGGUGUAAAAAAUAUCUAAUUCAUAGUUAAAGGGACAUUAAACCCAACAUAUUUUUUAUUAUUCCUUCUCAUGAUAUUCUUUGUUGAAGGGAUACCUAGGUAGGUAGCGUGCACAUGCCUGAAGCACUACAUGACAGGAGACAGUGCAGCCGUCUAGUGCUCCUGCAAAUGUAUAACAUUGUUGCAAAACUGCUGCCAUAUAGUGCUGCAGGCAUGUGCACACUGCUGAACUUACAUCCUUGCCAUUUAACAGAAGUAAAUUGUAAAGUUGUUUAUGCGUGCGCCAUCUGAAUCAUGAAAGGGAAAAAAAAUGGGUCUUAUGUCCCUUUAAGACAAAGAUGGUCAAGAUUAUAUUGGUACAUAGCACAACUGGGCUAAAAGAGGCUGCUUCUAGGUGGUAACUCGCCAUAGAACAAGCUACUGAGCUGUUGUUCGUUCCUGGUAGAGCGCUUCUCUCUUCCUAUGCAAAUUUUUAUCACCCUGAGGAGGUCUCCCUAAGAGUGAUUGGGGGGGGGGGGCCAGACGUGGACUCCUUGCUCAGUGUGCUUACGGGAAUGUGGCUGCACCUCACUGACGAGGCCCAUAGAACGGCGAAAAGAUAGUCUGGGGUUGUCAUGUUCGUCGUUCAGAGGAGAAUUUCGUGACUGGACUGACCUUGGCAGCAUCAGACUGAUGUACUUCAGGAAAGUUUUCCUCUGUGAAAAGCACAACUGGGCUAAAAGAGGCUGCUCAUGGGUGGUAACUCGUCAUAGAACAAGCUGAUGAGCUGUUGUUCGUUCCUAGUAGCGCGCUUCCCUCUUCAUAUGCAGUAUAUUGCUACAUAGUCUGAUCCUAAAAUAAUUGCCAUAUUGUUAUACAAAGCAGCAUCCAUGUUUGAUUUCUCCUUUUUUUGUUUCUUGCUGUCAGAUUUUGCAAAAAAGUAAAUUAGAAUACUGUUAAAAAUUGCAUGAUCUAUCUGAAUCAUGAAAUAAAAACGUUGGGUUUCAUGUUCCUUUUAAAUAGAAAAAAAAUGAAGGAAUAAACCUACUUCUGCCACUGGCAGCAGCAUUACAUCAUCCGAAUAACUGUCUGCAGUGUGCUGUAUGACCCAUGCCGGAAAUAAUGCUGCAGCAAGUUGUCUGAGAGUGUUGCUGUACAACUAUGGUGGCCCAGAUCUUGCUGAUAUAGAGGGUGCAGUGUAGCAAAAAUGUACUGUUCUGUCAACAUAGGGCAGUUUAAUAUUUGACUAUCAUUGUUAGUAAAAAGGACAGUGGGGAACAACUAGCUGACAUUACAUCAUGUUUGCAUGUAGCUGGAACCUUAUGAUGAUGAUAAAAUAUAUUUGUUCCAUUACUGCAGUUGUGUUAUUUUCAAGUAUCUUUAAUAGCCUUAAUUUAAAUAAACUAAAGGUAAUUAGAGCUUUCCUUUUUAUAAGUACGAUUUAAUAUCUGAUAACAAUAGUAUACUAAAAGUAAGGGUGUGCAUUCAGAUGAUGCCAAAUCAAAUCCAGACCUUAGUGUGUACUUUUACAAGAAUAAAUGUGGCUUUGAAAAGAGCCGAAUAGCACGAGCAGCCACCUUCUUCUGCAUUCAUAUGCUACUGAAGCAUCUGAAUGCACAACUCUAAGUGAAACUGAAAAUUAUGCAUACGACAUAGAUUCCCUUAUGGUGAGCUGUUUGGGGCAUGUUUUUAUUUUUUUUGCAAGGAUUAAAGGCAAACAUACAUUUUGUGCAUUUGUUUAGAAUUCUUGUUUUGUUUGUUUUUAACUGGGAAGUCAUGGGCAAUAAAGACUAGCAAAAGCUUUACCAGCUAAAACAUUAGUUUGAAUGUCAGCACACUCUGAAGGAUUAUUUUGUAUCUUGUACAAGAGCUGCUGAUAAAUUGUUCUUUAGUCUGGUCUGCCUGAGCACAACAUCCCAUAGGCUUCUGAUUUAUUCUACUGACUUUAACCCUUUAAUGACUGGGUUAAUUUGUCUACAUCGGAACAACACUCUCUGUUUGCGAGAUUUCAACAUUCUCUGAUCGCAAGAUUUCAAUGAUGGGAUCAGGUAAGGGGGCGUCCCUAUGAUGCUAGGCACGCCCUCCAAGCCGCAAUCCCAUUCACAAAGCCUUGUUGGCUUCAAUACAGCCAAACAGCUAAGAUGUUCCAUGCUGUCUUAAUGACGCAAAGGGACAGUCAACACCAGAAUUUUUGUUGUUUAAGAAGAAAGAUAAUCCCUUUAUUAUCCAUUCCCCAGUUUUGCAUAACCAACACAGUUAUAAUAAUACAGGCUUUACCUCUGUAAUUAUCUUGUAUCUAAGCUUCUGCUGACUGCCCCCUUAUUUCAGUUCUUUUGACAGACAUGCAGUUUAGCCAAUCAGUGCUCACUCCUAGGUCACUUUACUGCAUGAGCUCAAUGUUAUCUAUAUGAAACAUGUGAACUAAUGCCCUCUAGUGGUCAAAAUGUAUUCAGAUUAGAGGCAGUCUUCAAGGUCUAAGAAAUUAGCAUAUGAACCUCCUAGUUUUAGCUUUCAACUAAGAAUACCAAGAUAACAAAGCAAAAUUGGUGAUAAAAGUAAAUUGGGAAGUUGUUUAAAAUUGCAUGCCCUAUUUAAAACAUGAAAGUUUCUUUUGGACUUGACUGUCCCUUUAAGAUGGCAUGGAACGUCCUAACGUCGGGAAGAGGAAACAACGAUUAGUGGAUUGCAGAUGAGUAAUCUGUCAAUCAAUUGAAGAACAUGGUGGGCAGAGGAACGGCGCUUAUCUUUCUUGCAUUACAAGCACAGGGCAAAUAUAUCCCUUCUUUUAGGCUGGAAGCUCCCUCUAAAUCUGUUUAAAUGAGAAUGUCCCUGGCACAGAGAGUUUUGCUCACCUGGCUUUUUACUUUACUCUUUUUGAUCAUGUUGGUGUUGAAGCUGGAUGAGAAGGCCCCCUGGAGCUGGUUUAUCAUCUUUAUUCCAGUCUGGAUAUUUGACACCAUACUUAUUGUCAUGCUGAUUGUAAAGAUGGCUGGAAAGUGUAGAUCUGGAUACGAUCCUAGGAAUAAUGCGCAAAACAUGAAGAAAAAGUCGUGGUAUCUUACAGCUAUGCUACUGAAAUUGGCAUUCUGCCUAGCUCUGUGUGCCAAGCUGGAAAAGUUUGCAAAUAUGAAUUUAUAUUUUGUGUUUAUUCCAUUAUGGAUUUUGCUUAUUGGAGGACUAAUUGAACUUGGAUACAAUGUGUUCUAUGUGAGAAGAGACUAGCUCCGGUCUUGCACGCUCUGUGUAUUAUCCUCACAGAAAAUCCAACUAUAUAGUUCAUGUACACAGAUACCAGGUCACCUGGCACUUUACGUUUUACAUAUUUAACUUUUUUUUUUUUUUUUUUUUUUUUUUGGCUUUUGUAAAAUAUGUAAAUAAAUAUUAUUUAAAUGAGUUCCAUGGUAUGACUUUUACAGUUUAGUGCUGUCAAAUAACCUAUACAUACAUUUAUUUCCCAGAGAUAUAAAUGUUUAGUUUUACACACAUAGAGAAAAUGAAGGAUCCAGCAAGAGGAUUUUAAGGAGAAAAUGUAGUGUGUUUUUUUUUAAACAAAUGUAUACUAUAACCUAAUAAACAUACCUCCUCUCUGGCCCUUACAUGUUUUCUGCUUGAUUCCAUUGUAAAGAGAAUUUGCUCUAACCCAGCUGUAUGGCUUAAAUGAAAAGUAAGCACUUUGAGAUUUUUAUAUAAAAUGUUAAGUUUUGUAUAAUGAAACAACUUUGCAAUAUACUUUCAUUAUUUAUUUUGCCUCUUUUCAUGUCAUUUAGCUCUGAAAAUUGAGCAAUUUCUAAUUCCCAGAACUUGAAAUAUACCCUGCUGACUUCUCAAGGCUAAAUCUGCUACAUAUCUGUCCCUAAUUGGAUUUAUCAGAUAACUGUAAAACAGUGCAUUUUAUACUAACUUUAUGAUUAGGGCUAGCCUUGUUGUCUGCCUUAUUUGGAGGAGUCAAUCUGGGCUUUAGUCUGCAAAUAGUGGGUGGUGUUUGGCUAUUGAUAAAUAAUUGCAGUAAAUGGGAUGUUAAAGGGACUCUGAACCCAGAAUUUUUCAUUCGUGAUUCAGAUAGAGCAGUGAUUUUUAACCUUUUUUUUUGCCGUGGCACACUUUUUUACAUUAAAAAAUCCUGUGGCACACCACCAUCCCAAAAUUUUAAAAAAAUCACACGUAGCCUAAUACAGCAUAUAUAUAUAUAUAUAUAUAUAUAUAUAUAUAUAUAUAUACAUACAUAUACAUACACACAAACACACACAUACUGUAUGUAUUGUGCUGUUAUGCCAUGCCUCCUACAAACUGGACAGCACUUUGAUUGGUGGAUGAAUUUAUCCACCAAUCGGCAAGGAAAACCUAGGUCGUUCACCAAAAAUGGGCCGGCAUCAAAACUUACAUUCUUGCAUUUCAAAUAAAGAUACCAAGAGAAUAAAGAACAUUUUGAUAAUAGGAGUAAAUUAGAAAGUUGCUUAAAAUGUCAUGCUCUUUCUGAAUCACAAAAUAAAAAAUGUGGGUUCAGUGUCCCUUUAAGGUUUUAAGACUUGGUUGAUGACAGUUAUUCUAUAGCAACACAACAGAAAUCUCUUGUAAUUGCAAUGUUUUUACUGUCCCUUUUAAAAUGCAAGUGGUUUGCAUAUUUAAAGCUGUAAUAUGUUUUUCCAGUCUCCUCAAGUUUAAAGAUUUUGCAUAAUGGCACCAAAGAAGAUUCCUUUACUACUUAAAAACUGGCAAUUACACAUUUUGUUUCCAUUAAUUAGUAAUGUACGUAUGACGCUUAACGGGACAUGAAACUUAAAUUAAAACGUUCAUGGUUCAGAUAA